AUUUGAUGUGAAUUCUUAGAAAAAUAUCGUAUUGAAAAUUUCCAAAUAGAAUUUUAUCAAAAAGUUGAAAAUUCGGAUGACCCGGAAGCCUUGACCGGGACGCCGGGACACGACUUCGUAAUUCGGGCCAUGUCCCGGAUUUUUCGGGCUAGUUAGUCACACUAGUAUUCACCCAUAAUUUCUUCAUAACAUGGACUCAAGCUAUUAAUCAACAAUGGCUGUUGUUGCAGAUAUGAUACGGGAUGUCAAUAAUUUUUUAAAUAAAUAUCAAGAUCCUAGGACUGCCGAUUGGCCUCUGAUGUCAGGUCCAUUUCCUACGUUAGUGAUAUGUCUUUCAUAUGUAUAUAUAGUUAAGGUAUUAGGACCAAAGUUAAUGGAAAAUAGGAAGCCUCUUAACUUAAAGAAUACCCUUAUUAUUUAUAAUUUUGCCCAGGUUAUAUUUAGUAUAUGGAUAUUUUAUCAAAUUGGUAUGGGGGGAUGGUUUACAGGGGAAUAUAGCUUGAGGUGUCAGCCAGUAGAUUAUUCCAAUAAACCAAGUACAAUAAGAAUGGUACACGCAUCAUGGUGGUACUUUUUCUCGAAAUUCACAGAAUUCUUCGAUACAUUCUUCUUCGUACUAAGGAAGAAAAAUGAUCACAUUUCAACUCUGCACGUAAUUCAUCAUGGAGUUAUGCCAAUGUCAGUAUGGUUUGGAGUAAAAUACACGCCAGGUGGUCACAGCACAUUCUUUGGCUUUAUCAACACAUUUGUCCAUAUUAUUAUGUACUCAUAUUACAUGUUGUCUGCCAUGGGACCACAUAUGCAGAAAUAUCUAUGGUGGAAGAAAUACCUGACAGCUUUCCAAAUGGUACAAUUCGUUGCUAUCAUGGUCCACGCUUUCCAACUUCUCUUCACCGACUGCAACUACCCCAGAGCAUUCGUAUGGUGGAUCGGCAUGCACGCCGUCAUGUUCUUCUUCCUCUUCAAAGAGUUCUACAACCAAACCUACUCCAGAAAAUUGAGAAGCAAAGAGCUCAACGGCAAAGCCAAAACUCAAAAUGGCCACCAAAACGGCUACACCAAUGGCCAAACCAAUGGCCACACCAAUGGCGUCCAUAAAAAUGGGGUUAGCAAAAAUGGGGUUAGUGAAUAUUACUCCAACGGUACGACUGAAAUCCACCAGAGGAUAAAGUCAUAGUGAUACUAGUUUGUAAUUAGUUUUUUUCUAGAAAAUUCCAUCGAGAUGGACAAUUUACUUAAUUUAAAUUUGGUGAUUGAAUUCGGUUCAUAGGGAAAUAAAAACAGUUUAAAAAUCAGCAAGCACCUGAUAACCAACCGCGUUCAAAACUUGUACAGUAAUUCAGUCAAUUUGUACUCCCCUAGUGGGAAAGUUUUGGGGUAGUUCUGAUAUCCUUAUGUAUUUUGGGGUGCCGAAUCCGAAUAUGAGGUUUGCGGACAAAAUUUCGUGACGCAACAUUGAAAAACUCGCGAAAAAAGCGAAAAAUUUCUGCUUUUCCCGCUUUUUUGCUUAAAUCGCGAAAACUGUUAACUUUUAGUAAAUGGUCUGUUAACAGAAAUUAAAGUACCUACUUAAAAUUCUCUACAAAUAUUUAGUUUUUUUUUUCAGACGAACCGUUCGGUCUUAAAUGCGAGUUGAAAAUUGGCAAUUUUGAACGGUCAAUGCAAAACCCACUUUUUACAUUCCAAAACUUUAUUUCUUAUUAGAAUGCUGUCAUUUGAUAAAUUUCUCCUAAUUUUCUGCACAAAUAAUAAUUAAGAAGAAAUGUCGAAAUUGUACAAAUUCAGUAUCACAAAAGGUAAGACUCUUAACAAAUUUAGCUUAAAACAUCGUGACUAUUAAUAUUACAAAUUAUUAUAAUACAAAAUGUUGUAUAAUACUAAAUUAUAUGAGCCGUGUUCUUUUAAAUGGUCCUGGCUGUGGUUCUCCGGUGGUGAUGAAAGGAGAGAUGAGGAUUGCAAAAUAGAUGGUGAUAUUACACAUACCUUCCACAUUGUGCUGAGGUUCUUCGAUGGCAUCGGGUCCUGGCUCAGAUUUUGAUUGCUCAAUCGUCAGCGCCAGGGGUUGUUCUCCUGGAAAAUAAAAGAGGUGGUGAGAUACUAACUUGUGAUUAUAUAUAUCAAGGAGAGAUGAAUGACUACAAAAUAACUUGUGAGAUUCUACAUACCUCUGUCUCUUUCUUCAGUCUCUUCUACGUCUAUGUCAGAGCUGUCUUCUGGGGGUUCAAUGUUGUCACACAGUCAUUCGCAUGAUGUACAAAUUGGGGAACAAUGGAGGCCCUCCUUCCUGCAUCCACAAUUGCAUUGACGGCCCUUUUUAAAUUUACAUGCCCUUACACAUAAAGUAAUUACAUUACUCCCUCAAUACCGGAGUAUUGAGUUUGGUGCAGUGUCCAAAGUGGUUGGAACUGGCACGAGACCGCAAGUAGUUUUUUUUCACCCCCACUCACUUCGAUCUUUUUGUUACUCGUCCGGUGUGGAUAUAACUUUUUGUCGAUAUAUGACAGUAAACUCUUGGUGAAUGUUCUCGUGCAGCAGCUCCGGUAGGGGGUAAUAAGGCAAUGUUGGUAUUAUUUUUAUAUGAUGAAGAUACGUAUUGUCUGUAUCUCAAAUCAUUCAGACUGGUCUCUUUUUUCCAUAUAGAGCCAUGAGAAACAUGUUUCCUGUUGUGGCAAUCUCAUCUUGCUGUGCAUUAGGGUCUUUGAAAGCCUCAAUGGAUGGGUGCAAGUCUGUGUUCUUCUUCAGGACUUUAAGAAAUUUCAGUUUCCCCUGAUUAAACCAUGCAGAAGUAGUAUCACACCACUCAUCGCAUGUAGGAAUAAUAUAUGGUCCAUUAGGAUUUUCUCAGCAGCCAGAUGAGGGUUGUAGAGGCUUUACCAAACCUUUCCUUUUCCUGGUUUCAGAAAAAAUACAUUUUUUGUAUUAGGGCUACACAGGCCAAUCAAAACCACAUGUAAAUAAUUCAAUAAAAAAGCUUUUGGUUUUUUUCCAAAAUUUAAUGUUGACUAGUUUCCCUGACAACCAUUUCUUCUUGUUUUUUUAAUAGACGAAUAAGUUUUUAACAUUUCUCCCGCCUAAACAGUGGGUUUUGCAGAGACCGCUGAAAAUUGCCCAUUUUCAACUCUUACUUCGUCUGAAAAACGUCUGAAAAAAAAUCUGACUAGUGUAACUUGUAGAGAAUUUCAGGUACAUACUUUAAUUUCUGUAAACAGACCAUUUACUAAAAGUUAAAAGUUUUCGAUAAAAAGCGGUAAAAAAUACAUUUUUCGCUUUUUUUCUCGAUUUUUUCAAUGUUGCGUCACGAAAUUUUUUUCUGCAAAUCUCAUAUUCGGAUUCAGCACCCCAAAAUACAUGUAUAAUGAAAGAAAUCAGAACUACCCCAAAACUUUCCUAGUAAAAAACACAAUUUAACUGAAUUACAGGGCAUAUCGGAAAGUUUAUGUGUAAAAAGACGGAACAUGGGAUGUUUCAUUAUUUAAUCAAAGGGCAUUUUAGAUUUAUGGUUACUACUAGGUAUUUGUAGUAUCUGCUUGAGAUUUCGGGAAAAUAAUGGACCUACCUUAUAGAAAAGUAAUGUUUUAAUUGAUUUUUUUACAAAUAAACUUUCUGAGAGAAGUUGUACAUAUAUUGUUACAUUAAAAAAUUAUUUGGCGUUAUUUUUAUAUUCACUGUUAUUAAAAAGUUCUCGAAUGUUACACAAAAUCAACAGGUAGGCAUACACGAAGGAGGUGUUCGAAAGAAUGUUCCAAUGUCUGAGAAUUUAUACCACCAGAUCUGUGAAAAACAGGGUGCAGCACAAAGAUCCUUCUUUUGAGAAGAACAUACUGUCAAUAGACCUGAUAGGAUUAAUUACGCAGGUCAGCACAAACGUAUCGGUGAAAGGUGCUGUAUUUAGUAGGUGUAAAAUGUUUAUACAUUUUAAUAAUUUGCUUUGUGUGUGUUUACCUAAGGUAUCUCAUAGAAUCCAGUAUUCUAUAGCAUAUGCGCAGUACAAAGCUAUUUAUAUAUCUUAUAUCAGGGAGUGCAUACUUUUGCAGCCGUAGUUUUAUCAGUGUACAUUGUUCUUGGGUUUUAUAUAGUGUUAUCUGAAGUUAUUUCUUUCUCAAAUGACAGGGAACCUAACCUUUAUUUUCAGUCUUGUACACUUUACAUUUCCUUUAAUGCGAUUUAUUAUAUUGUGAUUGAAUAGCCCUGUCUGCUCUCCAUGGUAUUGAUUGUUUCUCGUUUUGUUGAUAUUUACAGUUCAUUCCUUUUUUGUUUAAAUUUCUAAUUCUUAAAUUUUUCUUCUUCCAUGAUGUAUUUAACGCUAGUUCUACAAUUUUGUUUCUUGUUGGGAAUGAGGAAUAUUUAAUUAUAUCUUCAUCCUAUGUUGUAACAAGAAGUUUUAUCUUUUGCUAUGUAUCCCAUAAGCUGUCCUAAAAGCAAACAUAUUUGGCAGGUGAGUUCCAGGAAGAAGAACACCCUGGUUAAAGAACCUGAGGACCUGGUUCAACACAACAUCCGGGCAGCUUUUCCGCGUUGCUAUAAUAUAAGAAUUGCCAUGAUUGCCAACAUCUUCUUCUUCUUCUUCAGUCUGUGUUCGUCCACUGCUGGACAUAGGCCUCUUCCAUUUGCUUCCAUCGAUUUCUACUCUUGACAAUUCUCAUCCACUGCUUGCCCGCGACUUGUUUGAUAUCAUCUGUCCACCUCUUCUGCGGUCUGCCUACUCCUCGCCUGUUCUCUCUUGGUCUCCUCUUGCCAACAUUAGCCACGAAUAGGCACAUUAAGAAGCAGUGGCGUACCGAUAGAUCAGCGGGCCAUGGUUUCAGUUGAGAUGCGGGCCCACCCGCCCAAUAAAAACUCACAUUGUAUAACGCGAGUAUCGAGCAUUUAGCCUAUUGUAUUGGCAUUAUUUUUAUGACCCACCGUAUAAAACUUGCAUUGAAUAUCUGUUUCCGAAUUUUUGCAACUUUGUAGUUUACCUACAACUUAUUCAUGGAUCGUGCUAAUAUAAAAAAUACAAGUGUUUGAGUUAGCACGUGUAGGCAGGCACCGGCGGUUAGUCUUUAAACAAGGACUUCGGCUAGCAGGUAAAACGAGCAAGGAACCUUACAAAAGUUCCCUGUGUUUGUUAAUAAAUUUUGAUUUCAAAUUUUUUGAUAAAUAGUUAUUCUUCGUUUUUAUUAAUAAGCACCUACACAAAAAUUAAAAUUUAUUAAGCAGUUACAUUUCAUAGUGUGUACUUGUGUAAUUCAAAAUGUCCCCAUCAAAUUAAAAACAAAAGAAGCAAAAAGUGCUUUAGAACGGGGCCUUGGUUCCGCGGAACCGUGCUCAGUACGCCACUGUCAAGAAGAAUGUAGUAAGUUCAGAUCUAAGUAAAUUUAUGUCACAUUAUAUCAAAGAUAAAACUAUUUUUUUAAAUCUCUUUACUUCAGCUAAAAUACUCCGCAAUUUUUUUAAGAUCAGUAUGUAAUAGAGGUUCAGUUAGUAACUUAAAUUUCCGAAUAAUUCUGCCUCUAAUAAUAAUCUUCUUUACUCUCACUGCCCUUUCCUCAUUAUUUUUCUAUUUAGCGUAUGGACUUUCACAGUACGAUAAAUGCACAUAUAUAUGCAAAUAGUAAAGAAUGACUAAAUAUUAAUGUCUUCUGGGGAACAUUCCACAUCAUUACGUCAUCCAUCUGGGCGUGAUGACGUAAUCGACUAUUUUUUUAAAUGAGAAUAGGGGUCGUGUGCUAGCUCAUUUGAAAGGUUAUUCAAUUCUCUAUACAGUACUAUAAACAUUAAGAUAAUUAUUUAUACAGGGUGUCCAAAAAAAAUUUGAAAUUAUUAAUUAAACAAUUAAUUUAAUUAAAAUUUUUUUUGAAACCCUGUAUAAUUAAUCAUGUUAAUGUUUAUAUUACUGAAUAGGGAAUUGAAUAACCUUUCAAAUGAGCUAGCACUCGACCCCUAUUCCCAUUUAAAAAAUAGUCGAUUACAUCAUAACGCCCAAAUGGAUGACGUCACCAGUACGAUAUAUAUGUCAAAAAAUCAUAAUUUAAAAAUCGAAUAACUUUUGUAUUUUACAUUUUUUUCUAAUUCUGUAAAUAAAGCAGUUUACAACGAGAUCAAAAUAUAGUGAAUAACCCUGUACAUUCACUGAGGCCGACCGACCGGCUCUGUCCCGUCAUACAGCUGACCGACUAUAAUAACGUUUAUUUAUAUUUAAUUUAGAAUGUGUGUACUGAUUUUCAGCCUUAGUAAAUGGAUUUAAUUACCUUCGUAGGAAAGCAACUUUGAUACCCUCUCAGUAACCCCUGUUCUACGUUUCGCUUGACCGACCGCAGUAUGUUUCUCUACACAAUCACAGUAAUCAACUGUGAAAAAUCUAGCUUUAGUAAAUUCAAAGAGAUUUUUCAGCGCUGCCUCUUGGACUACUCGCCCAGGUGGACCGGAGCAAAUUUGAUCCGAUGAAGCCUGUCCUCAUUAUAGCCCGUUUUAAGUGUCACAUUUCAAUGGAAAUCGUCCUCAUUGGAGAUAUAAUCUGAAAGUGGGAUCAACUUUAUAGUUUUCGGAUGUCUGGAAGUGUAGUAUUUGUUUGUUCCUGGUACAUUCUUGCUCUUCGGGAAGCUAGGGAAUAUAUAGUGACACCUGGCAAAUUUGUCUAUAGUACUUAUGUAAAUCAGAGCACUACAUACUGUCAUUUUGACAUUUAUCUUGUUAAAAUAUAGAGGACCAAUGACGAGAAUGGUUUCUAUAAUUUGUUUGUAUACAGUGUAUACUAUAUGUAGGUCUUAUAGAUCCUCAACUGAGAUUAUUUCAUUGAGUAGUAGCAUCCCCUCCAUUUCUCGAAUUUUAGUAAAUCAUUGUGCUUUCGUAUUCAAAGAAUAUGAGAUGCAUAAAUGUUUGGGAAAUUUCAAUAUUACGUAGUUAUAGAAAGAGCAAAGUUAUUGAUGUAGGUACCAGGCUUGAACAACUUAAAUUUCUGUUUUAAUUUUUUUGGCAUUUCUGAUAAUUACUUGUCAAAUAAUUGCAAAUUGAAUGCAAGAUUAACUCAUUCAUUUUAUUUGUAUGUUGUAAACUCUCCAUAAAAUUGGUUGCACGCUAGUUAAAUUAAUUUUCUUUUUCUACUUCUUGUAGAGCCUAUCCGUUUCGGAUGUUGUGACCAUCAGGGCAAUCUGUACUUGGCACACUGCUGCCCUGAAAAGAUUUAUAGUUUUUGUGUUGAACCAAGUACGCAGAUUUUUCAGCCAGGAAAUCCUUCGCAUUCCUGAUCCUCAUUUUCCUUUGUAACGUUGUCGUUGUAUUUGAUGCUCCAGGUAACGAAAAUUCAGCCGAAGACAAAAGAUUCGCUUUUUAAGACAUUUAUUUAGAAUCAAACAUACAAUAGCCUUAAUUACUACUCGUUAAUUUCGUUAAUAAAAUAUAUUUAUAACCUACGUAUCGAACAUUAGGUUCGGGUCGAUGUGACCAUAUCUGGUACAUGAAUGAAUACUACCGACGAUCGCGUGGAUUAAGAAUUACAUUUAUUAAUAUGAAACGGACCUAUAAGGAUAGGAUAUUUCGCUCAGCUCGCCAGCAGAAAAGACAUGUAGGGAAAUACGAUCACCGCUCGUAUAAUGAUAGGUAAAAGGAAAAACCGUCGGCUUCGUUCAGCGCAUUAAGACGACGGAAGAAAAUGGAUUAACUCACCUCGUAUACCUCGUUGUUGUUUAUUAUUCUUCGAUCAACGCUCCAAGAAUAAUAAUCAACUAGGCUUUUCGUUCCGACUUUUAUAUCGUCCGAGACGGUACAAAAACAAGUUUUACUUAAUUCAUUGGCGUACUUUAGACGAUAAAAUUAUAUUAUCGUCACACCUUCUCCUUUUCCUGCAAGGUUAGUUGCAGCAGCUGUUCCUCAUGAUGUGACCGAGGUAUUCGAUUUGGGCUGUUUUCGUUGUGGUUUAAUCAAUUAAUUUUACUUCUUCAAAUAUGUUAUUAAGCGAAUCAGCUUCUAUCCUUGGAAUAAGUUGGACCAAGCUGUUCCAGGUUAAUUCCAGGAUCGUUUAAACAACGGCAGUAGUCUUAACGUUAAGUCUUGUUCUUAGUUUUGAAGGUUGUCUUCUCGAGGAUGGUCCGAGUCGGUUCUGAAAAAUUCGGCUUGCCUAUAGGCUGUAUUCUGUUCGUUUUUCAAAGACUGAUUUUUAUAUUGACUUCUGGUAAAGUAUAUAUAAUACAUGCGAAGAUGCUGUACGCGAAAGUUUACACUCCUUGAACAAUAUAUAGCUCCAGAUGAUGCAGUUUAUAAUAUUUUAGCAAAAGUACUGGUUUCUAUGAAUUGCACCAAAUAAAUUCUACAAAAUAACGCCAAAUCGAAGCGAUUGUAAAAAUUAUAUUCCAAUUAAUUGAUUUAUUAUUAAGAUCUUUCUUUUUGUUUUGGUUAUUUCUAAUUUAUUUACUGUAAUAUUUCUGCCUUUGCCAGUUUGCUCAAUUUAUAAUGUGUUAUUUUCUCUAACUUAUUAAUAUUUCUUCUUUUAAAACUCAAGAAAUGUUCAUUUAAAUGAUUUCCCGCAGCUAAAACACCUACAAGAAAUUUUCAUUGUAAUUUUUUAUGUCAUAUUUUAUUUAGAAAAUGUUUUUAAAAAGUAAAAAAUGGCUUAUAUUAUCAGUUUGUAUCCUGUUUUAAAAACAGGAAGACUUUUUAGGGCAUUUUAAACUUUAUUGUUGACAGUGGAGUAAAGAGAAAAUUUUGAGGUGAUUUGAAAUAAUUAUUCGUUGUAGAAAAUGACUACAACAUUUUUCUUUUUAUGAUGGCUCUAUCACACAUAAUUAUUGUAGAGUGGAAAGACAGUUGUUAAGGAUUCUUUGAUAACUCUUGAGUACCAAGGCUUAUAGAUUCGUAAUUUUGAUACUUUUUGACAUUGAUUACCUAUGGGAUAUGAAUAUCAGCCCACAUAAUCAAAAUCUCCAUCAAACCAGCAUUUUUAACGUUCAAAUAUUUAUUUAUUGUAUAAAUUCUUAGCACCAUCUUAACACUGUACGGGCGAAAUUUGUAUUUGUUUUUCCGAGAAGAAAACUGUUGAAAAAAUAAAUUUUUAAUGAAUUUUAAUAAAAUUUAUCAAAAAGCACAGUUGUCUUACAAAAAUAAGACCGCUACCAUAUGGUAAAAUUAGCCUAAUACAUGAUAUUCGAUUAUUUGGUGUGGAAUAAUUGAUUCCAUUAUAUACACAGUCUGACAUCACAUCUUUAACAUUUUGUUCAUAUUCUAUACUUGCACAUUUACCAAUUUUGUUCUCAUUUGGUAUCAGUAAAUGACUUCGACCAUCAUAUCGUAAGCCAUCAAGUCUGUUUUGAGUAAUCUAGAACCUUAUUUUGCUGGUUGACCUGCUCCGCUCAAAGAAACCCCAUAUUUUUUUAAAAAUUCGUUCGUACUAUAUAUUCAAAAAUUUAUAAGAUCCAACAAAAAUAAGCUUGUUUUCCUGUAAAUAUUCCUGAUAUUCUCCAUGUAAACAUGAAACAUCCCCUUGAAUAUUGCUUACCACCACUUGCAUCUUGUACUGAUUUCAUAUCUUGAAGCUAUUCUAUGUGAUUUUUGUACUUGAUCUGUCACUUCUUUAUCGAGGUCUCCCUAGCUGAUUCUAAGGUAGGUAUUUUAUUUCCAUCACCUAUUUUACAUUCAAAUAAGCAAAGGAUAAAAAGUAACAACAAAAACUGCUAUAACAUUCAGUUUGAAGUUUGGGUUGCCUAUCUAACAGUAAAAUUACUAAUUUGAAUUUGUUUUGCAGUUACAAUACAAAUAUUUAAUUUCAAAAUUUUGUAGUAAUGCAAUAGUAAGCCAAUUCUUAAUGCUAUUUUGGAUAACUUUUCAUUUUCGCCAUUCUUUUCAUUUCUUACUUCCUUCCGUUCUAUGGUCUCUUUGGUUUCCUCGUUCUAUCAACAUAUAAGACGACAUUUUUCAUAUUAUUCCCAGACCUUAUUAUAAUAUAUCCCAGGCAACCAAAUAACGUUUACAAAACGUUGAAAAGACGUCAUAAUUAUCGCCAAACCAAGUCAGUUUGUCACGUUUUUUCGACGUCGAAAGUCACGUGAAUAUGUCACACCCUAACUGAAUUCAUUUUCAUCACGUUUUAAAUACGUGAUAUAAAAAACGUAGUUUUUAUGACGUUUUUUUUCAGAUUAUUUUUCAUUUUAUGGUUUUAAAAAUACACAAUAAUAAUUAUUCGUAUGGGCGUUGUUGGUAUUGCAAUUUUUUCAUUUAACUCUUUUAAAUUUAUCUUAUGGGCUAAAAGUAAAACCAAAUGGGAGACUAUAAAAUGCAUAGAAUUACAAUACCCUCAAUGCAACAUUAUAGAAUUUUCACUUUUUAUAUAGGUAUACUUACUGUGUCAACACUGAAACAACAUAUAAACUAAUACAUAAUUUAUUAACAAAUUAAUUUAAUUAAAUUCGAUAACACAUAAUUGUUAGUUCAUUAACAGAAAAUAAUCACCAAAACAAAAUAAAACAUAUAUAACCUCAAACCGUUUUCAAGAAGAACUAUUGCAUUAAACUAACUCACUUGAGAAAAACGAAUAAAAAUCUCUUACUUAACACGUUUCUUCAACCAAAUAUCUAAAUGAAAAGUCUUAAUUUAUCACACAAAGCACGUAAACAAUAAAUGAAAAAUUUCUUAUGACAAUUUAAGCUUAUAAACGUCAAUAUACAACAUAACAUUAUAAGCAUUAACUCGUUAAGCUCCUCCCAUUUUUGUGACGUCAGACUUGAGCCGUCUGAAAUGAAAACAUGUUUUAACGUUAUUAAUCUUACGUAUUUAAAAUCACCUACAAAAGACGUUUAUACGACGUAAUGUUCAAACACGUGUAUAUAUUCAACCAAAAGCGGACGUUUCCUCGACGUUAUUGACGUCACUUGGUUGCCUGAGAUAUCUUUCCCUAGAUGCUCCCUCUGUAUUUUGAUCAUUCUUCUCUUCCUAUAUACAUUAGAAUUCAUCCAUAACAACUAGGUACAUAUAGAAAUUUCAAAAUGUAGGAAACCUGCUUCAGAAGUAACUAUUACGAAAUCGUAGUAACUCAUAUUCGCAAUAUCAGCGCUAUAACAUAUGUUCCGUAAGUGAAAACUGAGUCUGCAUAUUCAGUGACCUCUUUGUAUCCAAACUCUGUGUAUAGUGAUGUAUACUUUGCGGGGUAGUUUGAAAUUAGCGGAGAGAUUGUGAUGUCCAAUAUAUUGAGCUAUACGUUUCCGCUAAGUUCCACCAAUUCACUAACCAUCUUUCCGAACCUCAGUAGUUUGUAUAUAGGACCAUUUUUACUAGUUGAUUCCUGGACUUCAAUCUCCGAAAAUCUAUCAAGUCUUGAUCGAAAAGUCUGAAUUAAAAUUUGAGAUUUGUGGGAUCAUUAUGCCUGAGAAACGGUUUAAGAUGAUGGAGCACACUAUUCUGCUGUAGCGCAGUCAUACUCAAAGCCAAAGUUAUUCUAUGUACUUAACUUUGCUGCUAAAUUUGUCAGGUGUUUCUUUCUUCCAGGAGAGCAUCUAGUUGUCAAAGUACUCGUUCAAUAAACUCAGAUGAUUUGGAAAGUAUCUUCACUGAUGUAGAUGUUAGAGUUAUAUCCUAUAUUGCUCACAUAUCUGAACAUCUUAGAUGAGGCAAUGUAUACACUAUAGAUUUUGAACAAACUGAGCAACUAACUUUUACAGCCAAUGUUGCUUAAGAGUCCCUCUUGCCUUUCUGGGUCGAAUGCUUAUGUAAAAUCUAUAAAGAUAGCAUCAAUCCUCUUUCGAUCUAUGCUAUUGGUCUCUGCACUUGUUUCUCGCUGCUAAUCUUUGAGGUAAGCUUCACCUAUUGGUAUUUUUUCUAUAUAUCAAUGAUUUUAAGGAGCUUAAAGGUGCUAAGUAGGUACAGCAGUAAAUCUAUAACUAUCACGUCUACUUUCUGUUAUGGCUAACGCCACAAUAUUUGACACAUUUAUAUCGCCACAGAUAGUUGAUACAUUUAUAUCGCCUCUUUCGAUCUAUGCUAUUGGUCUCUGCACUUGUUUCUCGCUGCUAAUCUUUGAGGUAAGCUUCACCUAUUCGUAUUUUUUCUAUAUAUCAAUGAUUUUAAGGAGCUUAAAGGUGCUAAGUAGGUACAGUAGUAAAUCUAUAACUAUCACGUCUACUUUCUGUUAUGGCUAAUGCCACAAUAUUUGACACAUUUAUAUCGCCACAGAUAGUUUCCUCAGUUAAAGAAAAUAUCUUUAAAUAACUGCUGAUAGUAAAUGAUUGGGCCAAUAUAUAUUUUUUAUGUGGGUAUUAGAGAAUCCCUCUGCGCUGUAUAUAACUUCCUACAUAAUAGUGUGUCUUAGUUUUGUUCUUAGUUGUUUAAGGAUUCCCUGGACAGAUAUUUCAAUGGCAAUUUACAGAUAAAAAACACAAAAUUCAUCAUAUCUGUUUUUUAGUUAUCAUACCUGUAUAGUGUCCCCCUUUGUUUUGCUAGUCCUCAAACAAAACAGCACCCAUCUGAUCACGACUAACAGAAAAAUCCGUAAGUACUCCACUGUUGGAAGUUUUUUAACUACUUUGUUACCAGUUUUAAACUAAUAAAAUAAUUGUCUUUCAUAAAUAUUGUUUUCAGAUUGGUAAUUAUUAUUUAAAUAUAGGUUUUCUUGUUAUUUCUAAAUACUUUGUACAAAAAUAUCUUUAUUGUUUUGGUAGCAGACUGUAAUAUACCUAAAUUGAUUUUUUUAAUAUGAGGUUAAAACAAUUAUACAUUUAUUAUUACCUUGUCUAUCGUAUCGUUUGUUUGUAAAAAAUAAUAUUGUACAAGUUAAAUUGUAUAAUUUGUUUUUAAUUAUUGAUAUUUUGUAAAAUCAACUAAAAACAAUAAUAUAUCACAGGGAAAUGUAUUUCACAUAAUACGCACCAUUAAUGUGAAGUAAUUAUGUCAUUUUUUCAAGGUUAUGUCAUUGGUUAAUUUUGAUUUUGAACAAGUCAUAUUAUCUAUGAUAUUCCCAGGGCAGUCGUAGCCUCCAUGAACGUUGUCAGUUAAUUAAAGAAGGCUAUUCAUCGCUGCUCAUUUGUUUCACAUACUUGAUCUAUGACAUAUAUGUACGUCAUAUGUCAUUGGUAUAUCCCAAUUUUAUAAACCAAUGACGUAUGACAUACAUAUUAUAUGUCAUAGGCUAGUUAUUAUAUCUAUGGUCAUAGAUCAAGUGUUCAAAACAACUGAGCAGCGUUGAAUUGCACUAUGGAAAGUUUUUUAAGAUUAGUACAACUAUUUGACUUAAAUGAAGUAAAAGACAGAUGUACUCUCAAUCAUUUAUUGUAACUUCCGACGACCAGUUUCGCUCUCUAAAGUAUGCAGAGCAUCUUCACGUCAACGGUUACAAGUCACUAAAUGCUACAAAUAAAAACCAGAGUUAGAACAAUGUUUGGUUGUAAAAGAUGCUAAAGAUCCAUAAGAUCAAGCCAAUAUUGAACAACAUACAUAAAAGUAGUUAAGCUAGCAGACAAAUACAUAUGCAUGUAAACUCGGGAGCGGUAACAAACGUCCCCAAGCUCACAAACACAUGCAGAUGUAUGCCGUGUGUAAUCAUGCAAUGAUAAGGAGUUACAAGGAGCUACUACCUCAGUAUUCAUUAACAUGAUAUUAUUUCUGCUUAAGUUACGCUAACGGGAUAUGGUGGAAUAGACGGAGAAUGUUGCAAAGGUAAACAAGUUUAUGGAAUUUGGAUAUUCUUGAGGGUGAAGAAUUCAAUGAAUUCAAUUCUUGAAUUUCCAAAUUCCAUAAACUUGUUUACCUGGGCAACAUUCUCCGUCUAUUCCACAAUAUCCCGUUAGCAUACCUUAAGCAGAAAUAUCAUGUUAAUGAAUACUGAGGUAGUAGCUCAUUUUAACCGAAUGUAAGUACAACACGUUAUCAUUGCAUGAUUACAGACGGCAUAUAUCUGCAUGUGUUUGUGAGCUUGGGGGCGUUUGUUACCGUCCCCGAGUUUACAUACAUAUGUAUUUGUCUGCUACUUUUAUGUAUGUUGUUCAAUAUUGGCUUGAUCUUAUGGAUCUUUAGCAUCUUUUACAACCAGACAUUGUUCUAACUCUGGUUUUUAUUUAUAGCAUUUAGUGACUUGUAACCGUUGACCUGAAGAUGCUCUGCAUACUUUAGAGAGCGAAACCGGUCGUCGGAAGUUACAAUAAAUGAUUGAGCAUUCAAAAUGAACUCUCACAUGCAACCCAUUCAACUAUUUGACUUAUUUCAAAUCAAGAGCUGCAGCUAACUUAAGAAAGAAUGAUAAUGGCGUCACUAUUAAUGUGAUGUGUUAGAAUUUUAACUUUUCCAGCGACAGACUACGCUUUGUUGUUAAAAUGUUAUUAAAAUGUAUAAACAUUUUACGUGUAUUUCGUACUUUUUAUUAACAUUAUUUAUUACUAAGCAGGAACUUAAUAUAGAUUUAAACGGUUUUUAAAAUUCUUAGCUUGGGUCUGUCAUUGAAAAAGAGAGUGCUCGAAGUAGGUACUAUAAAACAUAUUAUUACAUUCCAGUUGUUUUUGUUUGUUUUUUGUUUUAUUUUCUUUUUUUUUAAUAUAUUUUUAAAACCUA
Diabrotica virgifera virgifera (western corn rootworm) is the source of this 14502-nucleotide messenger RNA. RefSeq names its product elongation of very long chain fatty acids protein AAEL008004-like. Gene Ontology annotation, cellular component: endoplasmic reticulum membrane. The transcript has 9 exons. Gene Ontology annotation, biological process: fatty acid elongation, polyunsaturated fatty acid; fatty acid elongation, saturated fatty acid; sphingolipid biosynthetic process. The record is from RefSeq and is a predicted model, not a curated record. Bases 215 to 1177 code for a protein of 320 amino acids. NCBI's taxonomy places the organism in Eukaryota, Metazoa, Arthropoda, Insecta, Coleoptera, Chrysomelidae. Gene Ontology annotation, molecular function: fatty acid elongase activity.